Molecule: messenger RNA, 5880 nt
Organism: Paramecium sonneborni
Lineage: Eukaryota; Ciliophora; Oligohymenophorea; Peniculida; Parameciidae
Source: the annotation of a GenBank genome assembly
AUGAAUAGAAAUUAGUAAUAACAAGGAAAAAGAAAGUAGAACAAUAAUAAUAAUAGAGGACAGCAAUAACAAUAAAAUUCUUAAUAACGCCCUUAAUAAUAAUAAUAAUAAUAAUAAUAAUACAUCCAACAAUCCUAAAGAAAUACAAGAGGAAGAGAGUUUAGAAGAAGAAGAUAAGAAUAAAAAGAGAGAGAAAUGUAAAGAACAAUUUAAAAAUAAAAUCAAAUUGAAUUUACAAAUUGGUUCAAUUCUAUUUCAACAACAAUGACAAAUAUAGAUAAUAUCAUGUUAAAGUUUUAACAAUAAGAUGAUUUAGAAGAAUUGUUUAGUAAUAUGAAGAUACAUCCAAAUUAACUAAAUUCUUUCAUUACUCUAAUGAGAAUUUUUGGAGAAUAAAAAUAAUAUGAUGCUUCAGGCUAUGUAGAUUUAAUAUUAAGAAGUUCUAGCUUUAAUACUCAAAUAGAUGAAAAAUGCACUUUACUUUUACUUUAUUAAAACUCUAUAGAGUAUUUGAAUUAAGAAUUGGAAAUAUUGUACAGAUUAUUUUAAAGUUUAAAACUUCGUGAUUAUUACUCUCUAAAGCAGUCUAGCAUUGCUAGUUUUUAUAAUCUUUUAAAAAUCAUCGAAUUAUAUAAUCCAACCCUUCAAAAUAAAGCAAAUAAAAUUUUUUCGAACUGUGAUUAAUUCUUAAAAUAAAUUUAUUCUACAGCUAAAGUCUUAGAAUGGAGAUAAAUCCCUAUAUAUCCUGUAGAAUUAGAAUUCUUUUCAUACAAUGGGAGAGCUAAUUAAUUAUUUGGAAAAUUAGAGAUUCUGUAGAUUGGAAACAAAAGUCUUGAUUUAUAUCUUGAUUUUCAUUUUAAUCUUAUAAGAGAAGAUUAUAUAUUAGAGUUCAAAGAAGCAAUUAUUAGUUUAAAUGAAUUUGGAUUUUAAAAUGUUAACAGGGAAAAAACUAGUAAUAUUGGUUUAUAUUAAAAUAUUGAACUGUUAUCAUCAGGAAUGAAUAAUUAGGAUAUAGUUUGGAAAAUUUAAGUUGAAUAAUUUAAUAUGGAUGGUAGAAAGUAGAAGAAUAUAAAUUGGGCAAAAUCAAAAAAGUUGGCUUCUGGUUCAUUAAUUUGUUUAACUAAUAUUGAAUGUUAUCCAUUAAUUUUUGGAGUUAUUACAUAUAGAGAUGUUAAAUAAAAUUAAUAUAAAAAUGGAAAAAUAUAAUUAGAGUUUAGAUUUUUAAAUCUAAAUACAUCAUUAAUGCAAUUUUUUAAUUUAUUUUCAUAAAAAACAAUACUAAUGUAAUGUGAAGGAUUAAUUGAUCCUAUUCUAUAUUAUUUAGAAUCAUUAAAAAAUAAAGUUAGUCUACCUUUUGCAAAUAUUAUUAUUGAAAAUUAAAAUGUGAUAAAAUAACCUAAUUAUUUAAAUUAUAAUCCCGUUUUUGAUAUUGAUAUAUCAGGUAGUAAUUUUUAUUAAGGAAAUAAAUUCAAUAUAUUUUAAUAGCCUUGGCCAUAAUUGUAAACAUCUCUAGAUUUAUCUUAAAUAAAUGCUAUCAAAUUGAUGCUUUAAAAGGAAGUAGCUUUAAUUUAAGGACCUCCAGGAACAGGUAAAACUUAUUGCGGAGCUCUUGCUGUUAGGUUAUUGUAUCAAAAUUUACAAAAAAAGGAUUUCCCAAUUUUAAUUGUUUGUUAUACAAAUCAUGCUUUAGAUUAAUUCUUAGAACAUAUUAUUAAAUUUGUACCAAUUGAAUAUGUUGCAAGAUUAGGGGGUUAAUCAAAAAAUCCUAUAUUAUAAUAAUGUUAAGUUAGGUGUAGAUAAAAAGUAGAUUUUGAAUUUCGAGAAUUUAAUAAAUUAAAAAAACAAAUGGGUACAAUAAUAGAAAGAAUGCUAAAAUAUGAGUAUUAAAUUAAGCCAAAAGAUUUAGAAAAAUUAUGGCCAGAACUAUAUUAAUCUAUAAUUUAUAACUUUUUUUGUGAUAAUGACUUACUAGUAAAUGAUGAGGAAAUUGAUGAAGAUCUUUAUUUAUAGGAAAAUGGAGAAUAAGAAUUGAUAAAAAAUUGGAUUUACUGUUAAAAACCUAAAGAGAAUACUAUUGUUGAAGGUUAUUUAAAUGGAAUGAAUAGAUAUUUUAAAAUGGAUCAGAUACUUAAAUAAACUUAAUAAUUUAUAAAUUUAUAAAAAACUCCUGGUUUAGAAAGGUAAGAACAUGAUAGUUCAGAUGAAGAAUUAGAUGAAUAUUUAGAUUCAGAAGAUGAAGCAAAUUAUAAUGAUAAUUAUAAGGAUCUUAAAUUUAAUUCAUUUGGCGUAGAUUAAGCAAUUAAAAAUUUUAAUGAGCUUCAUUAAAAUUAAAAUUUAUUACAUUAUACCUAUCCUUCAAUUGAAAAUAUAAAAAGUUAUCUUAAUUAACACAAGAGUAAUCCUUGGAAAUUAAAUCCAAUUGAUGUAAAAGAAAUCUUAAUAUAUUUAGAAUGUCUAAGAUAUUAAAAUGAUAGUAUAAAAUUUUAAAAAUUAUACAAAUAAUUUUCUGAAUAAUCUAAUAAACUUAAAGAUUUAUAUGAUGAGAAUGAGAUUUAAAUAUUAAAUAGCAUGAAGAUUAUAGGAGUAACAGUAACAGGUGUAGCUAAAUAAACAAAUAAAUUAUAAAAAUUAAAUACAAAGAUAAUGGUAAUCGAGGAAGCUGCUGAAGUAUUAGAAUCUCACAUAGCAAGUAUAUUAACUUCAAAUUUAUAACAUUUAAUUCUUAUAGGUGAUCAUUAAUAAUUAAAACCAUCUCUAAAAAAUUACUUUUUAUAAGAGAAAUUGAAAGCUAACGUAUCUUUAUUUGAAAGAUUAUUUUUAAAUAAAUUACCAAGUGUUACUUUAACAUCAUAAAGAAGAAUGAAAACAAAGUUUGCAGAUUUUAUACGUUAAAUUUAUGGAUAAUCUUAUGAAGAUCAUCCAGAUAUAUUGAAAUUAAAUGAAAAAGAAGUACUUGGUUUAGAGAAAGAUCUAGUAUUUUUUAAUCAUAAAUGGUUUGAGGCUUAAGAUGAAAAUUCAAAAGAAAAUAAAUAAGAAGCAUAAAUGAUUUAUUAAAUGGUUUAAUAUCUAUUGAAAUGUGGUCAUUAAUAAAAUUCAAUAAGUGUACUAACUUUAUAUUUAAAAUAAGCAUAAAUAUUAAAAAGAAAGUUUUUAGAUUCUAAAUAAAAUUAAAUAAAAGUAUAAACAGUAGAUAAUUAUUAAGGAGAAGAAAAUGAUAUAGUGAUUAUAUCUUUAGUGAGAAAUAAUAAAAAAAAUAUUUUAGGAUAUAUAUCAAUAGAAAAUAGAAUAAAUGUAGCAUUAUCAAGAGCAAGAAUAGGUUUAUAUGUAUUUGGAAAUUUUGAUUUUAUUUAAAAGGCUUCACAUCUUGGAAGUACAUGGUAGAAAAUGAUUCUUUUAGCUUAAACUAAAAAUUGUUUGAAUGAUUACAUUAAUACUAAAUGUAUACCACAUGGAAAUUGUUAAACUAUAAGAUAACCAGAAGAUUGGACUAAAAUUAAACCAAAUUUAUGUGAUAAAAAAUGUUUAAAGCUUUUUUAAAAUUGUAAUCACUUGUGUAAUAAAAAUUGUCAUAUUAGUGAUUGUCAUCCAGCAGAAACUUGUCCAUUUUAAUGUGAUAGAAUAAUUGAUUGUGGUCAUAAAUGUAAAUUAUUAUGUAAAGAUAAAUGCAAAUGUACAGAAACAGUUGAUUUAAUUUUACCUUGUAAUCAUAAAAUGAUGGCUUUAUGUGGUACUGAUCCUAAUAAUUAAAAAUGUUAAAAAAAAUAAUAAAUUUAAUUUUCUAAGUGUGAUCAUAUAACAGAAUAUUUGUGUUAUGAAAGAUAAAAAUAUACAAAAGAGUGUUUAUAAAUAUGUCAAAGGAAUCUUCCAUGUGGACAUAUUUGUAAUAAAAUUUGUUCAUAAAAUUGUGGAUAAUGUGAAUAGGAAUGUUAAAAAGAAAGACCAUGUGGACAUAAAAAUAAAUGUAAAAACAAAUGUUAUUAAAAUUGUUCACCUUGUGAUUCACCAGUAGAAACUAAAUUGAUUUGUGGUCAUCAAACAUUCUUUCCAUGUUGUUCUCAAAAAAAAGAUCUAUAAAAUUAUAUUUGUUAAUAAUAAUGUAUUAAAAAAAGAUUAUGUGGUCAUGAUGGAUAGAAAUGUAAGAAUAAAUGCAAUUAAGAAUGUUCCCCUUGUUUAUAAGAAGGUAUAAGAAAUUUAGAAUGUGGACAUGAUAUUUAAGUGAAAUGUAGCACAGCUGAUAUUGAAGUUAGUAAAGCUUAAUGUAUGAAAGAAUGCAAAAAAAAAAGAUUAUGUGGACAUGAUUCAAUCUGUUUAAAUAAAUGUUAUUAAGUAUGUUCUCCUUGUUUAACAAUUAUUAAGAAAACAUUAAAUUGUGGACAUUCAAUCUAAAUAGAAUGUAAUAAAUCUAAAUAAUUUCAUUUAUGUAAAGCAAAAUGUGAAAAAAAAAGACCAUGUAAUCAUAAUUAAAUAUGUACAAAUUUGUGUUCUGAAUAAUGUUCUCCCUGCAAUGAAAUUAUUAAUCAUACAUUUCCCUGUAGUCAUAAACAGGAUUUCAUAUGUUCAUCAUCAGAAAGUUUAAUCUAAAGCUUUAAAUGUGUUGAACCAUGCUUAUUAAAAAGAAUAUGUGGACAUAAUGACCCUUGCUUAAAUAAAUGUUAUGAAAAUAAAUGUUCUCCUUGUUAAUAAAUAUUAAAUAAAAAAUUAGAUUGUGGACAUACAAUUGAAGUUAAAUGUUAUGAAUUUAAUUAAACUUAAAAAUGUUAAUAACCAUGUAAUAAAAUAAGAGAAUGUGGACAUAUCUUUCCAUGUUCUAAAUUAUGUAGCGAUCAAUGUUAACCAUGUGAAUAAUAAGUUCUUAAAAUAUAACCUUGUGGACAUUAACAUUUAAUUAAAUGCUAUUAAUAUUCAUAACCAAUCAUUUGUAAAGAACCAUGUAUAAAAAUUAGAUCAUGUGGUCAUUCAUAUCCAUGCACAAAUAAAUGUUAUUAAGAUUGUAUUAUUUGUAAAGAGAUUGUCUAAUUAAAACUUAAAUGUGGACAUGAGAUUGAUGUUGAAUGUUUUAAAUCAUUACUCCCUUAGCCAAAUUAUAUUUGUUAAAGAUAAUGCAUCAAAACCAGAGUUUGCGGUCAUAAUUUUCCAUGUUAUAACUUAUGUUUUAAAAAUGAUGAAUGCACUCCUUGUCAGGCUAAAAUUUUUAAAUUAUUAAACUGUGGUCAUCAGUACUAAAUUCUAUGUUAUUAAUCUAAUUUAAAUAUAAAAGUUUAAUGUGAAUAACCAUGUAAUAAAAAAAGACCUUGUGGACAUAAUGUACCUUGUCAAAAGUAAUGUUUUGAAUCUUGUACUUUAUGCACUGAAUUAUGUUAGUUUCAAUAAUAAUGUGGCCAUAUAAUAUCUAUUCAAUGCUAUUAAAAAACUGAUUAGGUCUUUUUGAAAAAAUUGACUUGUCUAUAACCAUGUAAUAAAAAAAGAGAUUGUGGUCACAACUUUAAAUGCACAAGAGCAUGUCAUGAAAUUUGUAAUCCAUGCAAAAUUGAAGUUUAAUUAAUUCUUAAAUGUGGUCAUGUUAGUUUAGCUUAUUGUCAUUAAGAUCCAAACAAAUUAUAAUGUACUUAACUAUGUAAAAUUGAAAAGAAGUGUGGACAUUCUUGUAGAUAAUUAUGUGGAUAACCAUGUUUAAGAUGUGAGGAAAUAAUAACUAAAAAAUUCCCAUAAUGUAAUCAUUUAAGAUAAAUAAAAUGUUAUGAAAAUAAUCAAUAUUUGGUUUGCUAAUAAUUAGUUCCUAAGAGGUAUUCCUGUCAUAAACACAGUACCUAGAUUCCUUGUUUUUCAUUUAACUCUUUUUCUGAGAGAUGUCCAGACUGCAAAGAUUGUACAAUAUUCUGA